GAGAGAGAGAGGGGGGGUUAGAGAGAGAGAGAGUUGGGCUGUCGAUCGAUCAUCUGAAGAGUCAAUCUUUGGAGUCUCGCAAAAACAAACCAUCGAAAGAGAGAAAAUCUCUGCCUCCAAACUAAAAACCCAUUUGGAAUUUUGUGUCAAAUCCCUCUUUCUCUCUCUACCUGCCACCGUCUGGUCGGCAACGAAGCUUCUGCUCUCUGCCCCCCCUCUCUCUCCUCUGUCAAACACUCUGUUUUCACUCGCUUUAUCUCUCUACCCUUAAAUCCCUUCACACCUCGCUUUGUGUGUAAUAUCAAAUUCAUCACAUUAAAUAUCACUCGUAGUGUUGAUUUUGUUUCUGCAACUGAAAAUGUUUUGAUUUCAAAUAUUUGUUGAUUCAGAGUCUUCCACUACCUAGAUCAGAGUGAGACUUCUAGAGAGAGAUUUGUGCUUUGAUUUAUGAUUAGAUGGAGUUCUAAUUCAUGGAGGCUCAAAUGUGAGAGAAAUUGUUCAGGGAUGUGUUUGGUUCGUGCUUAAUUUUGAUUUAGUAGUGUGUUGGGUCCGAAUAAGAGUUUGUGGCUUCACACUAUCAAGCGUAGCAAAGCAACUACUGAAUUCAGAAGGGAAAAAAGGAAUUAUAUGCUAUAAAGGGUUAGAUCACAAUGAUUACAGUUAUGAAUUCAGUGAAUAAACCAAUGAAUGAUUUGGAGAAGUGCUUGGAUUCCCAGUUGUGGCAUGCCUGUGCCGGAGGGAUGGUACAAAUGCCACCACUGAACUCAAAGGUCUAUUAUUUCCCUCAGGGCCAUGCAGAACAUGCCCAUGGCUUCAUUGAUUUCGGGAAUUUUUCGAAAAUUCCCGCAGUCAUGCUAUGCAGAGUAUCAACCAUUAAAUUUAUGGCCGAUACUGAGACCGAUGAGGUUUAUGCCAAGAUAAAAUUGGUUCCUUUGAGAAGUGAUGAUUGUGAUUUUGAUGAUGGGUUUUUGGGGAUUGAUAAGACUGAGAGUCCAGAGAAACCUGCUUCAUUUGCAAAGACAUUGACACAGUCUGAUGCGAAUAACGGUGGGGGUUUCUCUGUACCUCGGUACUGUGCUGAGACUAUCUUUCCGGGGUUGGAUUACACGGCAGAACCCCCGGUUCAGACCAUCCUUGCAAAGGAUGUGCAUGGUGAGGUUUGGAAAUUUAGGCAUAUUUAUAGAGGGACUCCACGCCGUCAUCUUUUGACAACGGGGUGGAGUAAUUUUGUGAACCAAAAGAAGCUUGUUGCAGGGGAUUCAAUUGUGUUCUUGAGAGCGGAUAACGGGGAUCUUUGUGUUGGAAUUCGGCGGGCAAAGAGGGGAAUUGGUGGUGGAACGGAGUCACCAUCUGGUUGGAACACCUUAGGUGGGAAUUGUGCCCCUACUUAUGGGGGGUAUUCCGCUUUAUUGAGAGAAGAUGAGAAUAAAUUUAUGCGGAAUGGUAAUGGAGGGAAUGCGAAUGGUAAUGGGGGUUUGAAGGGAAAGAUAAGAGUGAGGGCCGAAGCUGUUAUUGAAGCUGCAAGUCUUGCUGCCAACGGACAGCCCUUUGAGGUUGUUUACUAUCCGCGUGCAAGCACCCCUGAGUUUUGUGUGAAGGCUUCAUCUGUGAGAGCUGCAAUGCGGAACCAGUGGUUGCCUGGGAUGAGGUUCAAAAUGGCUUUUGAGACGGAGGAUUCGUCGCGGAUAAGCUGGUUCAUGGGUACCAUCUCUAAUGUGCAGGUUGACGACCCCAUCCGUUGGCCUAAUUCUCCAUGGCGUCUUCUCCAGGUAGCAUGGGAUGAGCCGGAUUUACUUCAAAAUGUGAAGCGAGUUAGCCCGUGGUUGGUUGAAUUGGUGUCAAACAUGCCCACCAUCCACCUCUCCCCCUUUUCACCUCCAAGAAAGAAAUUGCGGCUUCCACAACCUCCAGAUUUCCCCCUUGUCGGGCAAUUUCCAAUGCCACCAUUCCUCAGCAACCCCCUUAGGUCCAACAGUCCCUUGUGUUGUAUACCAGACAACAUUCCUGCAGGCAUACAGGGAGCCAGGCAUGCUCAAUUUGGACUACCUUCACCAGAUCUCCACUUCAACAAACUGCAGUCGGGUCUGUUUCCAGUCGGUUUUCAGCAACUUAAUCAUGCUGCCCCACCUUCUCGAAUCUCCAACGUCGGCUUCAGAGACAAUCCUGAAAGCAAAAAGAAUAUAUCUUGCUUGUUGACGAUUGGAAACUCUACCCAAAGUGAAAAGAAAAAUACUGAUAUCAAAGCACCUAUGUUCUUGCUGUUUGGUCAACCCAUUCUAACUGAGCAGCAGAUCUCUCAAAGCUGUUCUGAUACGGUCGGAAACAAUUCAUCAGACGGGAAUCCGGAGAAGACGGCAAAUAACUCCGAUGGCUCAGGAUCAGCAGUUCUGCAGACUAGUCCACCGGGGAACUCAUCAGAUGAAGGGAUUCCCUGGUACAAGGAUCACCAAAAAUCUGAGUUUGGCUCGGAGACUGGUCACUGCAAGGUGUUCAUGGAAUCGGAGGAUGUGGGUCGGACUCUUGACCUGUCAGUCCUCGUGUCAUAUGAAGAACUGUACAGCAAGCUGGCCAAAAUGUUCGAUGUAGAAAGAUCAGAGAUGUUGAGCAAUGUGCUCUAUCAGGACACAGCCGGUGUUGUUAAACACAUUGGAGAUGAACUCUUCAGCGAUUUCUCAAAGACGGCAAGAAGGCUCACAAUUCUAACGGAUUCAGGCAGUGACAACUUGGGACGGUAGAGCAAAACCGACUUUCCGUUUUCUUUUUCUCAAAUGUACAGUUGAAUCAUCAAGUGUUUCGUUUCAGUUGUUGAAUUUUGUUUUCCUUGAAUUUUGGGAGUUGUGGGAGAAGCCUGCUUCAUCCAAUUUUGGGAUGUUUAGCACAAUUAAUGUAGCUUUGCCCUUGAUUUGUCUUUUACAUGAAUCGUUUCUGAAUUGUUUGUUCAUCGCAUACUUUAUUCUGUAUAUUGUUGGUUUUAAUUC
Cornus florida is the source of this 2978-nucleotide messenger RNA. RefSeq names its product auxin response factor 18. NCBI's taxonomy places the organism in Eukaryota, Viridiplantae, Streptophyta, Magnoliopsida, Cornales, Cornaceae. The transcript has 4 exons. The record is from RefSeq and is a predicted model, not a curated record. Gene Ontology annotation, biological process: response to hormone; regulation of DNA-templated transcription. The coding region runs from base 651 to 2735 and encodes 694 amino acids. Gene Ontology annotation, molecular function: protein binding; DNA binding. Gene Ontology annotation, cellular component: nucleus.